GCCUCGAGUCCGCAGAUAUACAACGUGGUGCCGGGCGCAUAAAGUGAUACAGAGCAGAGUGAAGGAAGAGAGAGAGAGAGAGAGUGUGUGAGAGAGAAAAGGUGCAGCUGAAAAAAAGGGUAAAGGAGAAGGGGAAAAGGAGGGUAUAGGAAUCGACGAGGCGAUUCUGUCCUUCACGGGCGGCGGGUUUGAUCCGCUGGGAACAUCGGUAAAGGAGGAAGGUAAAGGCUGUUUUGGUUGAAUAAUUAAGAGUUUCCUUUCAGCUAAAGAGUAUCAUCAUACUGGACGAUCUUCAAUACGGGUGCUUUUGUGUCCAACUGCAUCCAAUUCUUUUGCAACCACCUGAAUUACUUGGAGCACUUCAUACAUUGGGUACCAAUGUGUUCUAUGGGUUAAAGGAUAUGGAGCAUCUUCCUAUUAUGCAGGGUUCUCUAUACAAUUAUUUUCUGAUUUCUAUAUUUUUGUUUUGUGGUUUCCAAGAAGCAGAAUCUCAGAAAACUGUACUUCAACCUAGAUCACAUGUUCCUGAUAAGUUUGUUUUGUCUGAUCCUCCAAUUGGUCUUUUUGGCCCUAUUGAAAUUUCACCUUCUGUAGUUCCAAGAAAUCCAUAUCCUGUUGAACCCCUAUCACCAAUGUAUCCUUCCUUUCCUAGAACGUAUGAACCUGUCUUAACUGGAAAGUGCCCUGUUAACUUCUCAUCUAUUUUAAAUAUUGUGGACAAGACUGCAUCUGAUUGUUCUGCACCUUUAGCAGCACUAGUUGGGAAUGUUAUUUGCUGUCCGCAGGUGCAUAGUCUUUUGCACAUUUUCCAAGGCGCUUACAGCAGUGAGACUGAUAUGCUUGUGCUACACCAAACUGAAGCUGAUGAUUGCUUUUCAGAUAUCAUUAGUAUAUUGACAAGCAGAGGAGCAAACAGUACAAUACCUGAGCUUUGCUCAGUAAAGCCAUCAAAUCUCACUGAUGGCUCUUGUCCUGUAAAGGAUAUUAAGUCAUUUGAAAAAGUGGUCAAUUCAAGCAAGUUAAUAGAUGCAUGCAAUACCAUUGAUCCACUUACAGAAUGCUGUAGGCCAGCUUGUCAACCUGCAAUCAUGCAAGCUGCAUUUGCCAUCUCACAAAGUAGGAACACUAAUCCCAAAAAUUCUGCUAUUCCUGGGAGUGCUACUAGUGUUGAUGUUGUCAACGACUGCAAGGAGGUUGUGUAUGCUUGGCUUUCUAGAAAGCUGCCAUUAGAAGCUGCCAACACAGCAUUUAGGAUGCUUUCUAGUUGCAGGGUCAACAAAAAUUGCCCAUUGAAGUUUCAAGAGCCCUCAAAUGUAAUUAAGCAAUGCAGUGAUUUGGCAUCGCCAAAUCCAACUUGCUGUGCUUCAUUAAAUACUUAUAUCGGAACCCUCCAAAAGCAAAUGCUUAUAACAAAUAAACAGGCCAUCAAUUGUGCGGCGUUUUUUGGAUCCAUGUUGCAAAAAGGUGGUGUUAUGACAAACAUUUACGAGCUUUGUGAUGUUGACUUAAAGGACUUUAGCCUUCAAGCCUAUGGACAACAAGGGUGUCUACUUCGGAGUUUACCAGCAGAUGUUAUAUUUGACAACACCACUGGGGUUAGUUUCACCUGUGACUUGAGUGAUAACAUUGCUGCUCCAUGGCCUUCAUCGUCUUCCUUUUCAUCCAUGUCUUUUUGUGCACCGGAGAUGUCUUUGCCUGCACUGCCCGUGUCACCAACCUCUGGCAACUUAGGUAAUCAUGCCAGGAGAUUGGGUAUUUUUGCACACUUAUCUUUUUAUUUGGUCUACGGAAUUUUGUUAUGAGGGGGUGAUGGUCUGGCUAGCAGUUAUUUAUAUAUUGAGCGAUUCAUUUUCCUGUACAGCAUGCUUUGUGUUGUUUGCACAACAAUCUGAAAGCACAGUAAUUUCAACGAGAUUUUGAACGCACCUCAUGAUCCUGAAGCUUUGUGAAUGUGAAUAUGGAUUGUAGAAGAAUGCUUUUAGAAUGUCUUGCUUUCCUCAAA
Messenger RNA from Dendrobium catenatum, 2002 nucleotides. RefSeq lists its product as uncharacterized. NCBI's taxonomy places the organism in Eukaryota, Viridiplantae, Streptophyta, Magnoliopsida, Asparagales, Orchidaceae. Gene Ontology annotation, cellular component: plasma membrane. The transcript has 9 exons. Bases 402 to 1802 code for a protein of 466 amino acids. The record is from RefSeq and is a predicted model, not a curated record.